Messenger RNA from Nothobranchius furzeri (turquoise killifish), 1386 nucleotides. RefSeq lists its product as uncharacterized. NCBI's taxonomy places the organism in Eukaryota, Metazoa, Chordata, Actinopteri, Cyprinodontiformes, Nothobranchiidae. The record is from RefSeq and is a predicted model, not a curated record.
CUGGACUUCGCCUGCAUGUGUAAGGCUGGAAAAGCUUUAUGCAACCACUGUGUUGCUCUUCUCUUUCAAUCUGCACACUAUUCGCAGUUCAAAGUCCAAGUUGUUCCCCCAAUGUUAAGCUGCACUAAAGGUGAACAACAGUGGCAUAAGCCGAGAGUUACGGGGAUAAAGCCUGGCCCUGUGGAGAAGAUGGUUGUCCUCUCAGCCAAACCCAAAACAAGAAAGACCACAGAGGGAGUGCGGAGCAAACUGUACAAAGGCCUUCACUGGGCCCUUCCUGACCUCUCGGUUCUGCGGGUUUCUGAAGUCUACCAACCUUUCUCCGAUGCUGACCGGCCUAUGAUCUGCAGCAUGGGAAUAGGCGAAGACAUCCCACUGGUGGACUCACUGCUCGGCAAAGUGCAACAAGGAAGUCCACUUUCUUAUCAGCAACCACCCAAAGAGAAAGUGAAGACCCUCCAUAAUGCUCCACCUCCUCCACCAUUGCCCCUGCAAGACUACAGACUGAAACCAUCAGAAUGCAUGUUUGUCUGUUCCAGGAAGCAACAGCUGCACAUGAAAAGUCUUGAGGUAACCCUCGAUAUGUCCCAGGGCAUAGAAUGUGCUACGCGAGAGCAGAGUGUGUGUGAGCCGACUGGCACAAUGUACAGAGACCACAAGUGACUGCAUCUCGAUUUAGAGAGAUCUGUCAUGUGGGUGAGCUCUCCGAAGAGCUGCUGGCUGAACGCAUCUUGAAAGGUACUCGCCAGACAGGCCCAAUGAAGAGGGGUUUAGAGUUAGAGGCAGAUGCUAUCUGGGAAUACUGCCAGAUAAAACGAGUUAACCAUUACAAAUGUGGAUUUGUGGUGCACCCGGCUGCACCAUGGAUUGGUGCAUCACCAGAUGGUAUCAUUUUUUACCCUUUAGAGCAACCUCAAUUUGGCCAUUUAUAAAUAAAAUGUCCAAACAUUAAAAAUUAUGUAGACGCACCUUACCUCAAGGUCAUCAGUGGGACAUUGCAGCUUAAACCAUCACAUGCCUAUUAUUGGCAAGUUCAGGGCCAGCUGCUAACUACAGGGAUGAGUUGGUGUGAAUGUGUGGUCUCUGCUCAAGAAGAUGUGUUCAUCCAAAGAAUACAGAGGGAUGAGGGUGUGAUGGAGACAAUGAAGAGUAAGAUAGACAUGUUCUAUUUUCAUGUGUUCAUGGACAAAUUCCUUGCACUGUCAUAAAUGGUUAGCUUGUUAUUCCUGACUUAAAUGUCAUCAACACACAUGGUCUGCAAAGGCAUUUGUAUUAUUUUCCAUGUUGUUCAAUUUUUUUAUGCAUUAAUAUCUGCAGAGUUUGUGUUUAAACCAUUACAUAAAUGUUCAUAUGUUUGCUGUUAUAAAAUUCACAGUAUGUUAAAAU